This is a messenger RNA of Colletotrichum aenigma, 1908 nucleotides long. RefSeq lists its product as uncharacterized. Bases 1 to 1908 code for a protein of 635 amino acids. Lineage: Eukaryota; Fungi; Ascomycota; Sordariomycetes; Glomerellales; Glomerellaceae. The record is from RefSeq and is a predicted model, not a curated record. The transcript has 3 exons.
AUGAGUAGCAUCGCGUAUCAUGCGGAGCUGGAGACAGACUCAAACAGCCAUGAUGAACACAGCCCUCAUCCACUCGACGCUGCCAAUAUCACUGAUUCCUCGACACCCUUUGUUCGGGAGACCAAGGGGUUCACAUCGGUCAUCUCACCGAAACCUCCAAGUACGAACAAGCUUUCUUCUAUAGGAUGGUACACACCAGCCGUGAUCGUCGGGGGCUUCGUCGGAGCGAUGGUUAUCGCAAUUGCCAACUACAUCUACUUCUACGUGAUUGGCGGAGGAGGUGGGAGACCUAUCGACGAAGUCGGCAUAUCUCAGACAUGGAACAGUUUUUUCAUCCUAGUUCUUUCACGGGCCUUCUCAACUAUCCUGACAGCGUCCGCUUCAGCAGCAUUCGCGCAACUCCUGUGGUGGUAUCUACGCCGGAGGUCGCUUCCACUGGAGAAAGUGGAAGCCUUCUUCCAGCUGAACUUCGGUCCGCUUAACUUGUAUCAGCUCGGGAUAUUGAAACUAGUCCCCCUGUUGUGGUUCUUCGGAUUACUACUCCUACUGGUGCCAUUGUCAGCAUCACUUCCGGGCGGAAGCCUUGUCGUAGAGCAGGUUGCUCGGAACGCAACCAGUGCAGCAUCGAUCCCAGCUCUUGAUGUUGAUUUCCGCGGCAAUGGAUCAGCAGCCGACCUCUUCAAGUAUGUCAUGUUCAGUACAAUGCCCGAUGGCGAGUAUAAAAUGCCGAUCUUGGAGUACUCGGCCAUUGGCAAACGGUCUCUACUCGAAGGUGCCUAUCUCACUCGCACAUCACCUUGCGGAGUCAACUGCUCCUACGACCUCCAAUUUGCGGCUCCCUCCCUUCAAUGUAAGGACGUGAACCCUGUUUCAACAGCGAAAUUGUACUUCAACACGGACCUCAACGACACCUACGCGCAAAAUGGAUUCUAUCGAGCUUCUCAUUACCCCCACAAUCCUAACUUCAAGAGAGUCAACGAUCUGUAUGAAUUUGUCAUGAUCUGGGCCGGGAGUGAUGGGCAGCGGCAGAAUGCUACAUUGCGGGCGCUGAACUGCGUCGCAAUGGCGGCCACUUACAAUGCUCAUGUCAAUUACAUCAACUCCAUUCAGACUAUAACUGUGGGUAUAUCGAACGAGAAACCGCUGAAUGCAACAGCGUUGUUUUACCCCAACCUUUUCUACGGCGAGCAACAUGCCAAAGACGGUCCGAAUGGCAUCGAAUACAUAUACCCGACGUAUACUCAUACCAAAGACGAAUUGAACGUCUUAUUCAACGGCUGUCAGCUUCCCUCUAUGGUCGAAACCCUCACAGAGCCACUCAAGGGCGAUGCUGUUUAUCUCGGGACCGACGGUUACAACAGGAGCAGUUCUCUGAUUCAAGAGACGCCUCUCACGAGGGCAGCCUAUAACGAACAAACGAAGGACUACACGUACAUGGACUACAACCUGUCUCCAGACAUUCUUCGCGAUCUCAUGACCAAUGUCUCCCUCUCAAUAUUCAAUGACGGUCAACACUUGACUUCAACUUCCGUCACGACCGAAAUCUAUAGACUGAGUUACGUUUUCAAGCCCCCCUGGAGACUCAUUGCAGUGUAUGCCGCAGACUUGAUUGUCACUGCGAUCUUCUUGCUACUCGGCUUAAUUGUCAUGUUCCAGAACGGUGUCGCCGCGACUCCUGGAGGCUUCCUGCAGAUCUUGUGCACCACGACUCAUGAGCAUGGAACUUUGAAUCGGUUGGCGAGACAGGCUUGUUCUGGUGGCAAGGAGGGCAUGUCUGAGCAUUUAAAGAAGCUCAAGGUCAGGUUUGGGGAGAUUGUGGACAUGAAUGAGAAUUUGAGGUUCGCGGCAUUCGGAACGGAGGAAGAGACGAGCUUGUUGGUUAAUAAACGGGCGCAUGGUGGCAUGUAG